This is a messenger RNA of Prorocentrum cordatum, 684 nucleotides long. The record is from the annotation of a GenBank genome assembly. Lineage: Eukaryota; Dinophyceae; Prorocentrales; Prorocentraceae.
AUGACUUUCUCUCAGAGGCUUGCCGCGGCAUGGAAGCGGCAUGCGUUCGUUCUAGGUUCUUGCGCCACCGGGUGCAAGACCAGCAUCGCCGACAUACUUGUCCAAAAGCAGUACGAGGGCAAGAAAGAGAUCGAUUGGAAAAGAAAUUUCGUCUUCACAUCGUUUGGGCUCUUCUAUUUGGGCGCCUUCCAAUACGUUCAGUACACAAUCUGGUUCCCUCGGUUUCUCCCAGGGACACACUGGACGGACGUUGCUAAGCGAGUCUGUUUCGAUCAGACUAUCAACACCGGCGUGUGGUACUAUCCUUUGUUCUACGUGGUGCAGAGCAUGGUGAUGAACAGUGCUUUCGACCGGCAGCGCGCUGAGGAGGGUUUACAGCGAUACCGCAAUAACAUUGUCGCAGACAUGUGUAAUUGCUGGCAGCUUUGGAUACCCGCCCAGUCGGUUAACUUCAGCAUUGUGCCAAUUCACCUGCGCGUGCCCUUUGCAGCAGGAGUGUCCUUUGUGUGGAGUUGCAUACUUAGCGCACUCCGCGGUAACAUGACAGUGCCCAACACCGAGGCUGAUCUCAAGUGCGUCCCGCUCAAGCAGGUCGCCGAGCCCAGACCAUGCCCCGGUGGACUUGACAGUGACGCCCCGCUUGUCCUUUCCAGCAUUCCCCUAGUGCCGGGGGCAGCAACGUGA